Molecule: messenger RNA, 1845 nt
Organism: Vespula vulgaris
Lineage: Eukaryota; Metazoa; Arthropoda; Insecta; Hymenoptera; Vespidae
Product: kielin/chordin-like protein
Exons: 7
Coding region: 123-1010 (295 amino acids)
Source: RefSeq, a predicted model, not a curated record
CCACACACAUUUAUGUACCUCUUUGUCGUUUCUCCUUCUCGUACGUAAUAGAGAUCGUUCGAAAGUAUAAAAGAUACGAGAUAGACGACGAACGAGGUUGAGUUUUCGCGAGAUUCUCAAUCAUGACGACACGCUGUGAUUUUCGUUUUCUCAUUGAGAAAUGUGCAUUUCUCUUUCUCGUUAUUAUCGUUUCCACUUACGCGAAGAAAGCAUACGAUCAAUCGAAUUGUUCUGGACCAUUGAAAUAUUACGAAAGUUUGGGUUGCAAGCCCGUUUAUGCGAACAAAUCUGAUUGUUGUGCUGUUCGAUAUAAUUGCGAUCAUCUUAAAUUAAGAUCUAGGAAUAAGUGUUACGUGAAUGGCAAAGAAUAUUCGAUCGGAGAAAAAUUGAAAGAAGAAGAUAGAAAUGCUUGCGAUAUAGGUUGUUUCUGCGCGGAAGGAAGUGAUGGGAUUGCUUCGUUUAGAUGUGCCAUAGUCGAUUGUCCUCGUAUUAGGUAUCCUUCAAAUUGUUAUUUAAAACAUUCACCAAGUCAAUGUUGUGGCGGACCAAAAGUUUGUCUUGAUGAUAUAAAACAAAGACCGAAGUGCAAUAUAAGCGGUGAAAUUUAUUACGACGGUGAACGUUUCGUAGUAGAUUCUGAUCCUGAUUUAAGGUGUUAUUGUCAACCUGGUUACCAAGGAAAGAACGUCGAACCUUUUUGCAAGAAACCAAAUCGUCCUUAUUGUAGUCAAGAUUUUCGUAAUCCUCGUGUUGUUUAUGAAAAUUGUGCACCGGUUUAUUAUUAUGGUCAAUCACUUCACAAGGAUUGUAAUUUUUCUACGAGAUGUCAAAAUGCCAAUGACACUGUCAUUCGUGAUGUUGGACCAGGCAGGGACGAGUCCUUGAUGUGUAUGUUUGGUAAUUUGAAAAUGCAUGUCGGUGAUAAAUUGAGUCAACCAGUUAAUACUUUCCGUCCUAUGAAAUGUUUGUGUGAAGUACCACCAGUGGUAACAUGUCAAUAUGAAGUAUAAACGAUUCGAGAAAGAUAUAUUUAAUUAUAAUUAAACGAGAAAAAGGAUCCAUUCUCUAUGAUCACUUGAAAAAUUAAAAGAAAUGAAUAAUUGUUACUUGUUAAUUAUGUAUGUGAAAAUGUUUUCGACGUGGUACUUAUAUAUAAAACAAAGAAAAGAAACAAUUAAAAAGUAAAAAGAAUGAUGGUUAAAUGUUAAUUUAACAAUAAUGAUUUCUAUUAUAAGUUUUAACAUUUUUGUGAUACGAUUAUAUCAAAGUACGUAAGUACUAUUACGAAUAGAAUAAUUGCUCUACGUUUAACAGCCUUCUCUCUCUCUCUCUCUCUCUCUCCCUCUCUCUUACUCCCUCUCUCUUUAAAAAUGCUUAAAGUUUUUCGUUAUCAUUCGAGAACAGAACGAGUAAGACGACGACUCUGUUAUCGCACGUUUAACGAAGAGAAAAAAUAGUUUCCAACUUUCUUUCCAAGUAGACACGAAUUGUCGUUGUGUGUGUAUGUGCGCGCGUGUGUGGGUGAGACCAAGUACUUCGAAAAGUUUCCAAACUGACAAAGUAUUCUCUCAACAUGUAAAUAUUAAUUUGGAAAUAUAAUCACAAAGAAAAGAGAAGCGAAAAGAAUCGAAUUCGUCUGAAACUAUUUUUUCCUUUUUUUUUCUUGUUAUUUUAUUAAUUUCUCUUUGCAAAAUGAUAAAGAGAGGGAGAGAGAGAGAGAGAGAAGAAAAUCGCAAGACUUACUAUAAGGUAGCCCAUUAAUAUGCAUCAUUAGCAUUAUCUGUACUUUGAUGCUUAACUUUAUUUUUUUUCCCCCUUUUUUUAAAAAAGAUAUUAGAAACCUUA